Messenger RNA from Cheilinus undulatus (humphead wrasse), 5516 nucleotides. Its product is annotated as transient receptor potential cation channel subfamily M member 4-like. NCBI's taxonomy places the organism in Eukaryota, Metazoa, Chordata, Actinopteri, Labriformes, Labridae. The transcript has 33 exons. Gene Ontology annotation, cellular component: membrane. Gene Ontology annotation, biological process: calcium ion transmembrane transport. The coding region runs from base 1 to 5397 and encodes 1798 amino acids. Gene Ontology annotation, molecular function: ligand-gated calcium channel activity; calcium-activated cation channel activity. The record is from RefSeq and is a predicted model, not a curated record.
AUGUUUGUCAGAUGCCUCUACAGAACAGCUCAGAGUGUCAGAGAAAGCAAAGGAAGAUGUUGGAUGAGUUUAUUCUUCACUGAAGAUGAUCUCCUGUCAGCAGCUACAGCUUACCUGGUAGGGCCAAGAACCAGAGCCCUGCAGAUGCUACGAUGCCACAGUCACCUCAGCUCACACCUGCCCAAACCUUGCCUGUCCUCCUGGUUCACAGUCCUGUCAGCUGGUUUCCACAUGUUUCUACAUCUCAAUGGUCUCCCUGAUCCAUCAGUGAUCUGGAUCCCAACAACCUUCAGGAAGAAGCAACGUUGCCCCAGUGAGCAUCUUCCAAGUAACGAGGCGCCAUUUCAGUAUCCAGAGGUGCAAUGUCAGGAAUCACCAUGUCCAGAGUCACCGGGUCCAGAGUCACCUGGGCUGGGGACUUUUUAUACAGAGCCAGAAUCUAUAACUGUGCCUACCCUGGUGAAUCCGCCUCCAGUGCAAUCAAGAUGUGCCGCUUUCCAUCUAAUCAGUUAUGAUUCCAUUGAUACACAGGAUCACAUCUCUGAGCAACCAACAGACGCCUUCGGAGAGAUCGAGUUCGUCGGCUCCAGAGGCAGACGCAGUAAUUUUCUGCUUCUGUCAUGUGACAUGGACCCUAAAGAAGCCUACAAACUGAUCACAGAUCAUUGGAAGCUCCCCUCCCCUAACCUGGUAGUGUCUGUGGUCGAGGGAGAGGGGAGGGAGGAGAUCAAACCGUGGGUGAGGGACUUCCUGAGGAACGGUCUGGUCAGAGCCACUCAGAGCACAGGUGCAUGGAUACUGACAGAUGGACUGAGGAGGGGCGUGGCCCGCUGUGUGGGAGAGGCUGUGAGGGACUACAGGACGUUGGCCCCAGCUCUGUCUCAGAAGGUGAUGUUGGUGGGUGUGGCUCCGUGGGGAAUGGUUCAUAACAGAGAGCAGCUCGUUAACCCUCAGGGCAGCUAUCCUGCUUGGUAUCUCACCACAAAAACAUCCAGGGACUCUUUCUGCCUUGAUAACAACCAUCAGGCCUUCCUCCUGGCGGAUGAUGGGAUUGAGGGCAGUUGGGGAGGAGAGAGAAGCUUCAGGACCAGUCUGGAACACUACAUUUCCCUCAAGCGUACCAGCAUUCAGGGAAGUGGCAGCACAGAAAUCCCGGUGGUCUGUAUGCUGAUCUCUGGAGACUCCAGCAUGUUGGAGCGGGUAGACUCAUCUCUGAGGAAAGGGAUACCUUGGUUGGUUUUGGCUGAUUCUGGUCCAGCUGCAAACUUCAUCACUGAGCUGCUGAACGAUAUCUCCUCUGGUGCCCCCAACUUCUACUCCAGUGCAGUGGACCUCUGCGUGAAGCUGAAGGUCAUGGUUUCUGAGAGCCUGAGGAGACACUUCCCUUUUGAGUAUGUGGACCGUCUGCUGUACAGAGCUCUGAGCAUCCAUAAGCACAGAGACCUCAUCACUGUGUUUCAUGGAGAACUGGAUGGCUCUGAGGAUUUUCAGUCUGUUCUGCUGAAUGCUCUCAUUGAAACCAAAGAGCGUGCGCCCAGUGAAACCAGCGAUUACACUGUGGCCCUCAAACAGGCCGUGGCGUGGAACAAUGUCGACAUCGCCACGUCGGAGCUGCGAAACGAAGACAUCCAAUGGAAGACUACGGACCUGGAGGACUUAAUGACUGACGCUCUGAUAAAGGACAACCUGGAGUUUGUGCGUCUGUUCUGUGAGAACGGUCUGAACAUCCAGGAAUACCUGACCUACGGUCGCCUAGAGAAACUCUACUCUUCUCUGUCCCAGAGCUUGCCUGCCUACAAACGUCCCAGCAAGCGUAAGAGGAGGGCGGGGCCAACCAGUGAGACGUCACAGCAGAGGAGAAACAGCCCAGACAAGUUCAGACUGUCUGAGGUGCGAGAGUGCUGUGAGAACCAGUGCGGGAUGGCACCAUGCAUGGCAAGGCUACUCAACCGGCUAGAUGAGCUAACACGGUGGGCGAAGAUGAGGAUCAAGCCCUCAAAGUCCGGGAGUCUGUCGAUCAAGGGAGGCGUGAAAGGGAACAGCACAGUGUUCAUGGCUGGAGGAGAGAAGAUCCCCCUGCUGGCAGAAACACCCAUCCGAAAUCUCGGGAGGCAGUAUACAUCAGAGCUCUCAGACAGGCAGAUGGGAAAGGUAAUCCAGAAACAGCUGAACGAAGGGCUGGCAAAGAUUGACAGCAGCCAGCUUCCCCAGAAGCUGAAAGUUUGGUGCAACCAAUUCAAGCUGUACCAGAGGUUGAUGUGGCUGUUGAAAGUCAGUGAAGUUCCAUCUACAGCUGUCAGCAAGAUGGAUGGUAUUACCAAUACCUACAUCAGGAAGUGGCUGGGCCUCCCUCGCUGCUUCUCAGACGCAAGCCUUUUUGGCAAGAACAUGCUGCAACUGCCCCUGAAGUCCAUUAACAUUGGAUUCAAAUGUAAGUGGAAGGCACAGCCAGAAGUGGACCAAGCCAUCAGCAGGUUGCAGCAUAAAGAGGUCGUGGGAAGAGUGCAGGACAGCCAGGCAGGGCUGGACUGGGAAGAGCCUGUCAAGUUCUGGUUGAAAGCCACAAGGGAGCAGAGGAAGACCAUAGUUUUACCAGGGGAGAACCAUCCCAAGCCAGCAGCCAGGACACCGACAUCUCUGCUCGCUACUGGGAAGGAAUGGGAGAUGCGAGUGGACCUUCGAAAGCAGCUAGUGUUCCCACCGGAGAUCACACUGACAACACCAAGGCCGGAUGUUCUCAUGUGGUCGGGCACUGCCAAGAGGGUACUCAUAGUCAAACUCACUGUCCCCUGGGAGGAAGGAAUACCAGCAGCACAUGAGCUCAAGCGGACGAAGUACUCCGCCUUGGCCUCAGAGUGCAGAGACAUGGGCUGGGCUGCAACCUUCCACCCUGUGGAAGUAGGAAGCAGGGUGUCCCGUAUGCUGUGGAACCUGACUGGUGAUGUCUGUCAGCCAUUUUACCAUCUUCAGGGUCGGGACCACAACACCAGCGCCGGGGAGAUGUGCAAGGAAGAGAAUUCAGAGAAAAAUGACUCCUGCCCCUCACCGUGGUCGGCUCUCUUCAUCUGGGCCGUCCUACUGAACCGCGCUGAGAUGGCAUUAUACUUCUGGGAGAUGGCGGGGGAGUCGGUGCUGAAUGCUCUUGGUGGCUGUAAACUUCUCAGAGAGAUGUCGAAGCGGGAGACUGAGAUGGAGAACCAGCUGGCCAUGGAGGAACUCGCUCAGAAGUUCGAGAACCUUGCACGCGACAUGUUCGGAGAGUGUUAUCAGAACAGUGGAAGUCGCUCCUUCAUACUGCUUCUAAAUAAAUCGCCAGUGUGGGGCAGAGCUACGUGUCUCCAGAUGGCGACAGCAGCAGAUGCCCGUCUGUUCUUCAGCCAUGAUGGCAUCCAGUCUUUGCUGUCUCAGAUCUGGUGGGGGGACAUGGAUAAGGACACGGAGGUCUGGAAGUUCCUCUUGACGUUCUUCAUACUCCCCCUCAUUUACACAGACCUCAUCAGCUUCAGACAGAAGCCUCAGAUCUACACCACCAACACAUUAGCAUGUAGGCUGGCUCUGGGGACGUGGAAUGUCAUCUCUCUGGUGGGGAAGGAGCCUGAGCUUGUGCGUGAGGUUGAACGGUACCGGCUGGAUAUAGUUGGUCUCACCUCGAAACACAACUUGGGCUCUGGAACCAGUCCUCUUGAGAGGGGUUGGACUCUUUUCCACUCUGGAGUUGCACCUGGUGAGAGGCGCCGAGCAGGUGUGGGCAUACUGAUUGCCUCCGGGCUGGCAGCCUGUACAUUGGGGUUUACCCCGGUGGACGAGAGGGUAGCCUCCCUCCUCCUUCAGGUGGGGGGACGGGUCCUGACUGUUGUUUGUGCGUAUGCACCGAACAGCAGCUCAGAGUACCCACCCUUUUUGGAGUCGCUGGAGGGGGUGCUGGAGAGUGCUCCUUCCGGGGACUCCAUCGUCCUGCUGGGAGACCUCAGUGCUCAUGUGGCCAACGACACAUUUAUUGAUUCUGUAUUUGGUUGCAGUGAGAAAACCCCAGAGGAGUGUGAAACUUUAAAUAAAGACGUGGAAGACUCUUCUCCUCCUAAGUCUAAGAAGUCAUUCUUGGUGUCUCGGUGGAAGCAGUUCUGGUUCGCCCCUGUCACCUCCUUCCUCAGUAACGUGCUGAUGUACUUCCUGUUCCUCUGCCUGUUUGCGUACAUUCUGCUGGUGGACUUUAAGCCCCCACCUCCUGAUGGCCCAUCCAUCUCAGAGUAUGUGCUCUACUUCUGGGUCUUCACCUUCAUGUGUGAGGAGAUCCGACAGAUGUUCUCGGAGGAUCGUAAGAGCAUGAUUCAGAGGAUACAGAUGUACAUCAUGGAUGACUGGAACAAGUUUGACCUCGCAGCCAUCUUUCUCUUCCUGCUCGCUCUCUGCUGCAGAAUGUUCUCUCCAUCAUAUGAGGUUGGUCGAGCAAUGAUGGCCCUAGACUUUAUAGUUUUCACCGUUCGACUGCUUCACAUCUUCACCAUCCACAGAGUGCUGGGACCAAAGAUCAUCAUUGUGAAACGGAUGAUGAAGGACCUCAUCUUCUUCCUCUUCUUCCUUGCCGUGUGGCUCAUAGCAUAUGGAGUAGCCAGCAAGGCACUGCGUUACUCCUACGAUCCCAGUCCAAUACGGAUCUUGAAUCAAGUCUUCUACCAACCAUACAUGUACAUUUUUGGACAGUUUCCCAACAUUAGUAUGGACGCUGAUGUACAGGUGGAAGAUAAAUGUACAAACAACGCCACGCUGAUCAAGGCCGGGCACGAGCCGUGUCUGAACCCGUACGCUAACUGGCUGGUCAUCAUCCUCUUCAUCAUCUUCCUGCUGUUCACCAACAUCGUGCUGGUUAACCUGCUCAUCGCCAUGUUCAGCUACACCUUUACCGUAGUCCAGGAGCGCAGCGACAUCCACUGGAAAUAUCUGCGCUACAACCUGAUCAUGGAGUACUACUCCAAGCCCUACUUAGCCCCGCCCUUCAUCAUCAUCUCACACCUUCAUCUGUUCAUCAAGAGAUUCAUCCGAGACAUCCCAUCAGCCCACAGACAGUACCUUGCCCUGGACCUUGAGAAGAAGAAGGCAAGCCGGCUCUACAGGUGGGAGGCAUACCAGAAAGAAAACCUGAAUUCACCUCAGAACAAGAGAAAGAGAGAGAGCGACUCGGCCCAACUCAGAUCCACAUCACUGAGGGUGGACAGCAUGCUGAAGCAGAUGGCAGAGAUCCGUGACCAAAACCGCAGGCUCAAGUCUGAGCUGGUCGCUCUUCUUGCUCAGCACUCGUCAGUCUGCUGCGAAACUCUCUCCAGGAUUACUGAGGCUCUGUGUCAGAGUGGGCGUAUGCCUCCACAGACCAACUCUACUCAGAACUUAUCUGAACAGUAGGCACGUAAACAUGCACGCUGGAGGACUACGGGAGCAAGUUGUGGUCAAACUUAGUCAUAUGGUUGAAUUGCAUUUUUUUUUUAACACUUUUGAGUGAGAGUGCAGUCAAGUGAGUUGUC